Morus notabilis is the source of this 1120-nucleotide messenger RNA. Its product is annotated as transcription factor DIVARICATA. Lineage: Eukaryota; Viridiplantae; Streptophyta; Magnoliopsida; Rosales; Moraceae. The transcript is spliced from 2 exons. The coding region runs from base 130 to 864 and encodes 244 amino acids. Gene Ontology annotation, molecular function: DNA binding. The record is from RefSeq and is a predicted model, not a curated record.
AGUCCAAAGCAAUCGAAAUCUCCCACCAAACCCUCAAAACGCGAAAUCCUCAGUCAGAAGAGAAAAAACCAAACCUACACAAAAAAAAAAAAAAACACUUUGACAGAAACAACGACAACGAAAACGAAGAUGUUCCAAGACGAUCCGUGCUGGGCACUCGGUGUGUCAACUCAGUCCGCGUCGACUGGGUGGACUCGCGAGGAGGACAAGCUGUUCGAGCAGGCGCUGGUGAGCAUCCCCGACGGCGCCCCCGAUCGCUGGGCGAUGAUCGCCCUCCGCCUCCCCGGCAAGUCAGCCGCCGACGUGGCGAUGCACUACCACGACCUCGUCCACGACGUCGGUGAGAUCGACGCCGGCCGAGUCGAGCUUCCGAGUUACGCCGAUGACUCGGCGCUGAGUCCGCGACGCGGCGGCUGGGACUCGGCCAAUCAGAUCUCGUUUGGGGUGGCGAAGCCCAAGCAGGAGCCCGAGAGAAAGAAGGGGACGCCUUGGACUGAACAAGAACACAAAUUAUUUCUAAAGGGACUUCAACAAUAUGGCAAGGGUGAUUGGAGGAGCAUUUCAAGGAACGUGGUAAUCACAAGGACGCCAACUCAAGUGGCAAGCCAUGCCCAGAAGUACUACAUUCGCCAAGGUGCUGCGAAGAAGGAAAGGAAGAGAUCAAGCAUCCAUGACAUCACGACUGUUGAUUCCAACGCGGUUCAUGCGGCCCCGUCCGCUGAUCAAAAGAACUUCAUUCAGCCACCUGCUGCUAAUCCACCACCUCAGCAGAUGCCAAUGUUGAUGAACCACCCACAAGCACAAAGCCUUAUGCCUAAUCAGGGUGGUCCUUUGGGAUACCAGACUUAUGGUUUUCCCAUGUGAAAAAUGCAUUACAAUUUGCAACAAUUAGUAUACUCUUGUGUAUAUAUAUAUAUAUAUAUAUGAUAGACAGAGCAAUGCCUUGCAUUUGGAUAGUCCAAUCUGUAUAUUCAGUGUAUUUAGGCGAUUAGGAUUUGGCAGCUUAGAUUAUUGUCUUUUUUCUUAGUCAUUUGUGAAGUAUUGGAUACAUCAGUUUUAGGUCGUCUGGUUAUGUGCAGGUGUCGUAAUCGAUUAAUUGAAAAGCCAUAGUAAUUCUUUA